Messenger RNA from Acanthosepion pharaonis, 954 nucleotides. NCBI's taxonomy places the organism in Eukaryota, Metazoa, Mollusca, Cephalopoda, Sepiida, Sepiidae. The record is from the annotation of a GenBank genome assembly.
AUGCCUCGGUUCUUCUUUCAAAAGGGCCUGACAGUCACCGCUGAGAUCUACCAGGAGGUGCUGAGGGGCGUGGUGAAGCCCUGGAUGGACAAGAUCGCCGCCGGACGCCCCUACCCCUAUAAAAUCUGCAAUGGUUACUUGGAAUACAUAUCUCUAGUUACAUAUAUUUACUCAUUUCCUCUGCUCCCUCCACUCUUUCUCUCUCUCUCUCUCUCUCUCUCUCUCUCUCUGUCCUAUCGACUCAUCCUCUUCGUAUUUAUUCUCUCUUCCCUUUUCCACACUCCUAGCAUUUUUCUCUUUCUUCUACACCCCCGUUUCUCUCCCCUUUGCUUUUCAACAGUUCCUCUAUUUCAAUCUUUCUCUCUUUUCAAUACUCUCCCUUAUACUCCUUGCAUUUUUCUCUCGCUCUUUUUACUCUCUUUUCUAUACUCCCUCUAUUUUUCAAACUAUCUCCUACCCACUUCCCUUUCUUCCACUUAUUCUCCUUCUUUAACAUUCUCUUUCUUCGACUCUCUCAACUUUUCACUCCCUCUUCUUUCUGUCUCACAGAUUCACCUGCACUUUCUCUGCCUCACACUCUUUCUUCUAUUCCUUCUACCUUUUCUCUACCUUUUUCUUUUAGCUUUAAUUCUGCCACCCACACCCCGGUCUUACCACUUCUUUAUAUUCUCUCUCUUUCUCUUCUACCGUUUCUCCAAAUCCCCCACACACGUUUUCUAUUACUUCUACUUUCCCGAUUCCUCUACUCUCUUUCCUACACCCUCUCUCUAUAUAUUUCAUCUCUUUCUUCUACUCUGUAUACUUCCUUAUGUUUUUUCAUACGUUCUUUCUUUCACUCUCUCCCUCCUCUUCCUAUCUAUGACUAUUUUUCUUUCUCCAACUUCCUCUUCUCAACCGCCUGUCUAUAUCUUACACAACUAUUCUCCCUUUCUUCCCCAAUUGUUUUUCAUCUAA